Molecule: messenger RNA, 3498 nt
Organism: Rhagoletis zephyria (snowberry fruit fly)
Lineage: Eukaryota; Metazoa; Arthropoda; Insecta; Diptera; Tephritidae
Product: protein phosphatase 1 regulatory subunit 36-like
Biological process (GO): negative regulation of phosphatase activity
Molecular function (GO): phosphatase binding
Source: RefSeq, a predicted model, not a curated record
CCCUAUACUUUCACUAAAAUCACAGUUUUUUUACAUUUCCUUUAUUAAUUUUUAUUACAAAUCAUAUAUUUUCACAAUUUAAAGCAAUUAAAACACGUAAACACAUUUCCUAUCGAAAAAUGGAAUAUUAAGAUAACUGAUUAAUCUCACAUUCUCUUUUAUCCUCCUAUUCGGCUUCGCUACUUUUUACUCACAAAUGUCAUCGCCGUCGGGAAUGCGCAAUCUUGUAUUCUACCAUUCUUGCAGAAUAUGUAGUAACAAUAUUUUAUUUAUCUAAAUAAAAAAAAAAAAUAACGGAAACAAAUGAAGAAUAUUUUCCUACAUAAGUCACUCAAAUUAAUUCAAUAAAGCAGCUCAUAAAAUAGGACUUUCAGCGGUCCACCAUUUUGUGAUUUUACCUAACCUUAAAGUUGCACAUUUUGACUCAAUUCAUCAGUUUCAUCUUCUAUUACCGUUUUUUGACCCAAACUGAAAUUGCUGGGCGGUUUCGAAAUGCGGUAGUACUCAAGUGACUCUCACAACUGAGUUAUUUUAUAUUUUUAUUUUCCCACAAAUGAAUAUAUAUGUACAUACGUAUGUAUUUUCAUUCGAAAUCUCAAGCGCAUUUGACUCUUCCAGUUUUUCAACCGCACGCAAACAAUGCAACGCAUUCACACCGUCACUUUUGUGCCCAAGUACUGCAAUGGUAAAUGGGUGUGGAACAAAAAUCUGGAGCGCAUUGAGUUCGAAGACACCAAAGAUGCCGAAUUGGUGAAGGAGGACUAUGUAAACACGUGUGGCUUUAAUUUCAGCAAGACUGUCAAUCAACUGGAGGAACUGAUAUUUCGUCAGGAGUUUCAGCGCUCCGAUCUCACACACGACGCCGACGUCAUACUUGUGCAGGACAUAAAAAACGUCGUGCUCUUCCUGGCGCCGUCCGAAAUCAUCACCAAGGAUUUCAUAUAUUUUCUGCACACCUUCACCGUCGAUCGUUUUCUGCGCGCACUCAUCAUCUACUUCGAGUACUAUCUGAAAAUGGUGGAGUUUGUACUGAUACGACGGGAUGAGAUUACCGGCGACAAGGCGCAAAUACAAAGCGAAGACACCAACGAAAUCAAGCGCAUAUACUCGGAAUAUCUCACUCAGCAUCGCCUGCUGCUGGCACGUGAAUAUAGCACCAUAAUAAUGGGCGAGGGCGAGAUGAAACGCUUCUACCACAUCACGCCAAUCGUUAACAUCUCGCAGUCUAUAAAAGAUAAGCGCUUUUACGAAACUUUCUUGGCAUUCUCAACGCAAGUGGUGUGGAUUGCCAUGCAUCGUCGCGCCUAUGACUACAUCGAUUUGGAAAUGUAUCGGCUCUUUCGCUCGGAGCACUUCAAACUGAAGCGAUAUGCGCACAUUAACUUCACCCAAGCCGAGGCCAACAUGCUCUACGGCAAGAACUAUAAGCGUCGCAAUUACCGCACACAAAACUCGCCACUGAUACAGGAAUUGGCAAAUGUGGCAACGGAAAAUUUGCCUAUAUUGUGGAUUGGUGAACGGAAGUAUCGCGGCACUGAUCUGCGCGUUCACCAGCUGGAGCUGGAGUACAUUGUGCCCGAUAGUCAGCUGAUCUUGAUCGACACAUGUCACGGCAUACUCGGGCAUCCGAAGAAAAUCUACGACACCAUUUUGAACAUGAACUGGGAAGCGGUGCGUUUUCAAAACUACUCGGAAACCUAUGAUCCAUAUCAAAUAAAGCGCCAGCCCGCACUGAAGGUACCCAGCAUCGAUGCGGAAAAAAUGCGCAAGUACGCACAGGAAUUCGACACUUACUACCAUGUGCGCAUGCAGUAUGAGCGCGUGAGCAAGGCGGUGAUAGAUAAGUGGUGUCGACGAGAUGAGGUCAUUGAGUACUUCUCCGCAGAGGACAUGAUAACCAAUAUUGUAACAAAAUGCGAGCGGGAACUGCAACGCGAUUCGUAUGGCCCUAGUGUGCAAGAGAUAACGGACAAGUUUUUGGAACGCAAGAAAUUACUGCGAAAGCAAUAAUAGAAGGUGGAAGCACAGAAAAAAAAAACAUAAAAGAGAGGAAGGGAUGAAAAAGCAGUAGACAAGGGCAUGCUGUUUCUGGAUACAUUUUCAAAAAUGCAGAUAUGAAAGAUAGAGUUUAGUAGGUAUUUUUUUAUGGAACAGCUUAUACAAAUUUGAGGAAUAUAUUUUUUUAAAAACCUUGUUGGAAAAUUAGAAAAAAAUGUGCAUCAAAAAUCGAAAAUAAAUGCGACCGGAUACUGGCUCUUAAGGCUCAUAAGUUUUAUUUAAGAAAAUUUGUUUCAUUCCUAUUUUUCUGGUACAAGAAAUGCGUUUGAUUGACUCUAGAUACUAGAGACUCUUGCAGACUUCAACCUUCACAUGUGUCCUACGAUGCCGACGAGCACCAUAUUAAACAUGAGAUAAUGGUCCUAAAUGAUUUCUAAGAAGGCACCUACUCUACUCAAUACAGCUAUCUGAUUGGUGUAGUUUUCUCUAGUGGAUUCUACAAGACGCGGACUCCAUAAAACUUUUUAGACUAGACUAUGAUUUCAUGCCCCAUUUCCUACCAAUUACCUACCCCUCCUGCAACAGCGGAGAGCUCCUAAUACCUUCUCUACUCCCUCGCCCGCUUCCACGACAUCUUGAGGAAAUAUACAAAGCUUUUUAAAAACUCCAUAGAUAGAUAUUAAAACGAGGAGUGCAUCGCGACAUAGUGAUGUAUUGUGCCCUCUAUUCUUCACAAUACUUAUUCUAAACCUAGCUCUCUCUGAAAGCUCAACAGCGCUAUUGGGCGUCUUCUGUAGAGAGAAUCACACUCGACAAGAAUAUGUAGCGGUGUCUCACUGGUCAAGUCGCAGCACCGACAAAGAUCAAGAGACCAUAUUCCUAGCUUAUACAGAUGCCCUCUUGGUCAGCCGUGUUUUGUAAGGGUGCCUUUUAGUAUUGUAAGCUUCUCUUUUGGGCGGAAUUGGUAAUCUUCCUGUUGUACCUUCCCAGUAAACUCUUUACUUGACGCAAUCCUUCCGAGUUAUGCCAGUUCAGAUUCUUAGACGUGUUCCUCUCCUUCCUGAGCUCCCCCUUAAUAGUAUUGGGACAAGAAAGGUCUAAGGGCCCUAUUGUAGACACGGCUGCGGCCUCUCUUGCGAGACAGUUCACUUAUUGUUCUUAGUCCUUAGUCAAGAAAAAUGUUCGGUAGGGUUGCCAGUUUUUUUCGCACUGAAUGGGAUUCAAAUAAGAGUAAUAAAAACUCACGCAUACAUCUACAACUUUUACCCCAAUAUUUUUUUCUUUGUUCGUGCAAAUCGUUCUACGGUAAUAAAAUAUGUAUUUUUUUUUUAGAAAAUUUAUGGAAACUCGCAAGUAUGAAUAAAAUUUUCUCCAUAUAAGCGCGCUGUUCCAAAAAAUGCGCUAUGGAAUGUCUUAAAAAAAUGAAUUUAAAUAUCCUAUAUUGUUCUCUUUAAUUCUUGAAAUUCGAGGUUUAGAAUUUGUUUUUUUUUUUUAAUACAA